AUGGUGGUUUUACUGAGGAGUUUGGCAUCGCAACAAAGGUUUUACUUUUCAACAGUCAGCAGAGAAGGAGUUGUAAAUAUUGACCGUUUACGUCUUUUCUUAUCUGCAGGACAUGGAGGAUUAGGGUUAAAACGAUUCAAUGGUGUUGGAGGAGAUGGUGGUGAUGUAAUCUUAAUUCCAGAUCCAAAGAUGUCAUUAGAAACCAUGGUGAAGAACGUCAAAGGCACUAUAGUGAAUGUGAAGGCUGGAAAUGGCAUGAAUGCAUCACAUACAUGUCUUGUUGCGAGUAGAGGACGAAGUAAAAUUCUUCGAGUUCCACUAGGUGUUGAUGUAAUUAACACAGAAACAAAAUUGUUGGUAGCGCGAUGUUCUCGACCCUUUUUCAAUUAUGUAGUGGCUCGUGGAGGUCAAGGAGCCUGUGCUGAAAAUUGUUUCCAAGCUAGCAGUGGUGACCGUUUUUUAGCUGAUCUGCACCUUAAACUUCAUGCAAAUAUUGGUCUCGUUGGGUUUCCUAAUGCUGGAAAGUCCACACUGAUGAAAGCUUUAAUACCCAAAAAGUGCGUCAAAAUUGCCUGUUAUCCGUUCACAACGCUUAAACCACAGAUUGGACAUGUUACUAAUUUUGAAAACGAAUCAGAAUCGUCUAAUUUGAAUGAAGACAGAUUUAGUUUGUCGCUUGCUGACUUUCCAGGUCUCAUUGAAGGGGCAGCUGCAAAUCGUGGAAGAGGUCGACACUUUUUAAAGCAUUUAGAAAACAGUGAUAUAUUAUUGUUAGUUGUUGAUGUAUUUGGUUUCAAACUUGAUUUAUCAUUUAGCAAUGCAUAUCGCAGUGCUUUGGAAACUAUUGCACUCUUGAAUAUUGAAUUGGAGAAGUAUGAUACAUCUUUGGUGACGAAACCAGCAAUUGUUGCUUUAAAUAAGAUUGAUUUACCUGGGGGCGAAGAGAAUGCAGAAGAGCUCGUAAGAAUAUUGCAAAGGAAAGAUUGGUCUACAUUAGUAUCAGCAGAAAUCCGACCACAGCGACCACUAUCCUUACGAACAGCGAUACCAAUUGCAGCCAAGGAUUGUCGUUUGGGAAGUUUGAAGAAGGAACUGAAAGAAAUCUAUGAACGGAUGAACCCUUUGACAGAUUGUGGAGAAAUGAGUUUCAAGAAGAAAUUUGUACUUGCUUAA
Molecule: messenger RNA, 1173 nt
Organism: Thelazia callipaeda (thelaziosis nematode)
Lineage: Eukaryota; Metazoa; Nematoda; Chromadorea; Rhabditida; Thelaziidae
Source: the annotation of a GenBank genome assembly